This is a messenger RNA of Lithohypha guttulata, 2076 nucleotides long. RefSeq names its product DEAD-box ATP-dependent RNA helicase (gene DED1). The record is from RefSeq and is a predicted model, not a curated record. NCBI's taxonomy places the organism in Eukaryota, Fungi, Ascomycota, Eurotiomycetes, Chaetothyriales, Trichomeriaceae. The transcript has a single exon. Gene Ontology annotation, molecular function: RNA helicase activity; ATP binding; RNA binding. Bases 1 to 2076 code for a protein of 691 amino acids. Gene Ontology annotation, cellular component: nucleus.
AUGGCUGAUUCACUGAACAUGAACGGCUUGUCCCUCAACGAGUCUCGACAUGGACCUGGACCGAAUGGCAUUAAUGGUGGUCGCUCGGCCUAUAUCCCUCCCCACCUUCGAGGACGCCCUGAACCAACUGCAAUGAAACAGCCCGAUGGCCCUGUACCAAGUGCUGGUGGACCUGGUCUCGCCGGAAGCGCAUGGGGCAACAACUCUCAGCCCAACGAAGACUGGGCAAACACUCCUGAUUUCAAACCAGGUCCUGGUCGUCCGGCUCCAUCCGCCCAGAAUGGCUGGCCAGUUCCAGGCGCUCGACCAACCGCCCCUCCCAGUGGUCCUCCUCGAUUCGAUCAAAAUGCCUAUGGCAACCCACGAAGUGGUGGUGGUGCUUACGGUGGUGGCGCAGGUGGUGGUGGGUACGCCUCAAGAGGGGGUUCUGGAGACGGUCAAUGGCGAGAUGGUCAGCACGUUCCUGGCCCCGCCAAUCCCAGAGUCGAACGUGAGCUCUUCGGUGUGCCUAACGAUCCUACUAAGGCACACACUGGCAUCAACUUUUCCAACUACGAUGACAUUCCAGUCGAAGCCUCCGGUCACGAUGUUCCUGAAGCCGUUACCACUUUCACCAAUCCUCCUCUCGAUGACCACUUGAUCAGCAAUAUCAAGCUGGCACGAUACACAGUCCCCACUCCUGUACAGAAGUACUCCAUUCCCAUUGUUAUGGGCGGUCGAGAUUUGAUGGCCUGUGCUCAGACCGGCUCUGGCAAGACUGGUGGCUUUCUGUUUCCCAUCUUGUCCCAAGCCUUCCAAAACGGACCUUCCGCCAAUCCGGCAAAUUCCCAAGGUGGUGGCUUCAGACAACGAAAGGCCUUUCCAACAUCUCUUAUCCUGGCUCCAACUCGUGAGCUGGUCUCACAAAUCUACGAUGAAUCUCGCAAGUUCGCCUAUCGAUCAUGGGUUCGACCUUGUGUCGUCUACGGUGGUGCUGAGAUCGGAGGCCAGCUGAGACAGAUCGAGCGUGGUUGUGAUUUGCUCGUCGCAACACCUGGUCGUCUCGUCGACCUCAUAGAGCGAGGUCGAAUUUCGCUAGCUAACAUCAAGUACCUGGUCCUUGACGAGGCUGACCGAAUGUUGGACAUGGGUUUCGAGCCUCAGAUUCGCAGAAUUGUUGAAGGUGAAGACAUGCCAAAUGUUGACGGCCGACAAACUCUUAUGUUUUCUGCCACAUUUCCUCGAGACAUUCAGCUUCUCGCCAAAGACUUCUUGAAAGACUACGUCUUCUUGUCCGUUGGCAGAGUCGGUUCCACGUCGGAGAACAUCACUCAAAAGAUUGAAUAUGUCGAAGACCACGACAAGAGAUCUGUUCUGCUCGAUAUCCUACACACUCACUCCGGAGGUUUGACCCUGAUCUUUGUCGAGACCAAGCGUAUGGCAGAUACCCUAUCCGAUUUCUUGAUCACUCAAGGCUUCCCAGCCACUGCUAUUCAUGGUGAUCGAACUCAGCGAGAACGUGAGCGAGCUUUGGAGUUCUUCCGAAAUGGUCGAUGCCCAAUCAUGGUUGCUACUGCAGUCGCUGCGCGUGGUCUUGAUAUCCCCAACGUGACCCACGUUGUCAACUAUGAUCUCCCCACCGACAUUGACGACUAUGUCCACCGUAUUGGCCGAACUGGUCGUGCUGGAAAUACAGGUCUCUCAACUGCCUUCUUCAACCGAGGUAACCGAGGUAUCGUCCGAGAUCUCCUUGAGCUUCUCAAGGAAGCCAACCAAGAGGUUCCGGGCUUCUUGGAGAACAUCGCACGUGAGUCAUCUGGCUUCGGUGGCGGUCGGGGCGGUCGUGGUGGUGGAGGUCGAGGUCGUGGUGGCAAUGCUACUCGAGAUAUGCGACGAAUGGGACCUCCAUUGGGUGGUGGCGCUCCAUCUUGGGGUAGCGGCGGCGGUGGUGGUGGCUUCAGCAGUGGUGGCAGCAACUUUAGUGGUGGCUACGGCGGUGCUAGUUCAGGAGGUUAUGGCGGCGGUCACUCAGGUGGCUAUGGAGGUGGUGGCUACGGCAACCCAGGUGGUGCUAGUGGCCCAUCUUCAUGGUGGUAA